GUUAAUAUCUCUAGCCAUUGUACGGGGAGUGGUCAGUUUUCAAUCUCCUCUGGAGUGCACUGUGGGGCUAAGAGAUCUGAUCCUGGGCCACCUGGUCAUCCUUGCUGUCUGCAUUAUCCUGGAAGCUAUCAUCGCCUUCGUCAGCACCAGAGGCAGCAUCCUCGCCCCGGCACCCAGAGCCAGCAUUGAGUAUUUCCUCUAUGCUAGAUUAGUGGUGGGUCUCGCGGAGCUGGCGUGGCUAAUCAUUGGUGCGGUUUGGUCAUCCAGGCACUAUAGUACAUGCACACCGGACUCAGCCAAGAAAUCGUUGCUAG
Candidula unifasciata is the source of this 314-nucleotide messenger RNA. The record is from the annotation of a GenBank genome assembly. NCBI's taxonomy places the organism in Eukaryota, Metazoa, Mollusca, Gastropoda, Stylommatophora, Geomitridae.